AUGCCAGUACAAACCAGUCCACCGUCCUUUCCGGACUCAUUCCCUUCUUUCAUGUCGGUCUUUGGGGGUCCACUGCCGUACAAAGAAGACCCCGUUCACCUUCAAUAUCCAACCCAUGUCCCUGUCAACACACGACUGCACCCGUCUCCACAUCGCGAGAGUGUCUCGUCCAUGACCUCGGCCUCAACCGAGUCCUCCCCUACCACCACCAUCUCGCCUUUUGAUUCGCCCGGUGGGGGCGACAUCUCCCCGAGCUCCUCCCCGGAGUCGCCCUCGGCCAUGUCGGUCUCAUAUCCGAAGUUCAUGCCGAACCGUCCGGAGCUCGCUUGCCCACCGGCCCCCGACUUGCGCCUGCCUCAGAACCCGCGACCCGACUCCCCCAAUCGACGGGCGCGGAACCUCAAGAACCUCUCUUUGCGAAUGCCGCCACCGUCGCAGUCCCGACCUCCCAUCGCCACCGCGUCAUUGCUUGAAACAGGCUCAAAACACAACUUCGAUGGCGCAGCGUCGCCGAUUGCGAUCCCCCCCAAGACGUCGAAGCGACGUCCCGCCAACCUCACCAUCCAAACCCCCACCUUCAACAAAUCAUUCGCCAAUGAUGGCGUCCCACCGACUCCGUCUCUGCGACACGCAGAGUCAUCCCCGUCGCUGGCUUCGAUCACCUCCCCAUCGUUUGCGCCAAAGGGAGGGAUGUCGCUCCCGCGCCCAAUGUCACACCACGGCGUUCGCCGCCUAUCGGGUAUCUCCCAGGACUCAUCGAUGAACACAUCUGACGACGCACCCGGCUUCUCUUGCCGCGUGCUUGACGGUCUCGCCGAAGAAGAUGACCGUCUGGACUCUCGCGAAUCGACCAAGAAGAAGGACCGUGGCUACCCCGACGGCCCCAUUCGAAUUCACGAUGCUGGAGUAUAUCUCUACUUGGAACCAACAGCAGAGGAAGCGGCCAGGUUUGAUGUAGUGAUCAACGUCGCCAAGGAAGUCGCGAACCCGUUCAGUGCUACCAAGGAGGAGAAAAAUGAUACGGUGAUGAGCACCUGGCGGAAUGCCUCCAUGGCCUCGAAACGCUUUUCCCGCGGCGAACCGCAGACUGCCAUCUCAGAAAUGUCCUUUAAGUCGGCGUGGGAGUUCCAGCCCUCGGAUUCCGAGGCGGGCACCCCCACGGUGUCGAGCCCCACGGCCUCGGCGCCAGAGUACCUCCACGUGGGUUGGGACCACAAUUCCGAGAUUCUAGAAGACCUGCUUCCACUGUGUGAGCUCAUCGAUGAUCGCAUCGCCGACGGAAAAAAGGUAUUGGUGCAUUGUCAACUCGGUGCCAGCCGCUCGGCCUCCUUGGUCAUCGCCUAUGGCUUGUAUAAGAACCGACAUCUAGAUUUCAACUCGAUGUACGAGGCAGUCAAGGGUCGUAGCCAGUGGGUCGGCCCGAACAUGAGCCUCAUCUACCAGCUCACGGACUUCCGCUCCAAACUUCUCCGCGGAUCCACCUCGAAACCUCCUCCCCAGGAAUGGUUCGUGCAAACUGGUCGCCGAUGCUCAGAGCCCCAGGUGCCCAGAUCUGAGCGUCCCCCCACUCGUGAAUCCAGCAAGCGCGGCCUCAACCAAGCACCUUCCAUGAGCUGUCUGUCAAUUCCGGAGCGAACUUCCAUGCGCCCAACCACCAGCGACAGCAGUUACAUCAAAUUCAAAUCUUAUUCCCCCAAGCGCAGUCUCUCCCCGCGGCCCCUCCCCUUCCGACAAAAAUUCCAAUCCGUUGAACCGGCCUCCGGCCGUUCACGAGGCUUGCCUCGCAGCGCCAGCAGCUGCGACCCUCUUGUCCAAUCCCAGGUCUUUGUUCGCGAUACCCCUGAUGCAGGUGGUAUGUUCUCACCCCGGACCAAUGAAUUCUGCUUCCCAACACCAUUGGCACCGCCGACAUUCCACCGGAUCGACCGCUCCGCGGCCCUCUCCCCGCCUCCCAUCUCGCACUUUGGAGCCGAGCCGGCGGACCCUCGCUCGCCGCCAUCUGGGGGAGAGCCCCUGAUCAUGAGGUCCAUCGACGAAUUCCUGUGA
Messenger RNA from Penicillium olsonii, 2046 nucleotides. NCBI's taxonomy places the organism in Eukaryota, Fungi, Ascomycota, Eurotiomycetes, Eurotiales, Aspergillaceae. The record is from the annotation of a GenBank genome assembly.